AUCAGGAUGGUCUGGCUGGGAUCAGGAUGGUCUGGCUGGGAUCGGGAUGGUCUCUCUGGGAUCGGGAUGGUCUGGCUGGGAUCGGGAUGGUCUCUCUGGGAUCGGGAUGGUCUGGCUGGGAUCGGGAUGGUCUGACUGGGAUCGGGAUGGUCUGGCUGGGAUUGGGAUGGGCUCGCUGGGAUCGGGAUCACCUCCCUGGGAUCGGGAUUGUCUGGCUGGGAUCAGGAUUGUCUUGAUGGGAUCAGGAUGGUCUGGCUGGGAUCAGGAUGGCCUCACUGGGAUAGGGAUUGUCUCGUUGGGGUCAGGACGGGCUCCCUGGGAUCAGGAUCAGGUCCCUGGGAUCGGGAUGGUCUGGCUGGGAUCGGAAUUGUCUGGCUGGGAUUGGGAUGGCCUCACCGGGAUGAGGAUGGACUUACUGGGAUCGGGAUGGGCUCGCCAGGAUUGGGAUCAACUUGCUGGGAUCAGGAUCACCUCCCUGGGAUCGGGAUUCUCUGACUGGGAUCAGGAUGGUCUCUCUGGGAUCAGGAUUGUCUGGCUGGGAUUGGGAUGGGCUCACCAGGAUCGGGAUCCCCUCCCUGGGAUCAGGAUGGGCUCACUGGGAUCAGGAUGGGCUCACUGGGAUCGGGAUGGUCUCCCUGGGAUCAGGAUCACUUCCCUGGGAUCAGGAUUGUUCCCUCCAUGCCGGGAUUUGAGCGCGGUUUCAUUUUGGAGGUCCCCACCCUUCCCCCCCCCCCCCCCCCCCCCCCCCCCCGGCGGGAUAGGGAGGGCAAUUCCCACUUGGAAGAGCUUCCAAACACCUGGAAAAGCCUCUGGAUCCAGCAAGGAUCCGGCUUCCCACCCCCCCCUCCUCCCUCUCCAGCCGUAUCCAUGGGGAUGGAUCCCGGGGCUGGCAGAUGCUUCCAGGCUUUUAUCCCACGGGAGAGGGCUGGGAAAGCCUGGAAUGCCUCCAGAUCCCCGGGAAAAGGAGGAUUUGGGGAGGGAGGGGAACGCCAGGAGCCAGGGAUCAUCUCCAGGGACGGCAUUCCCACAUUUUUAUCCCCGUUCCCGCUCCCCUGGCAGCCCCAGGGGGGGUUGUUUGUGUGAUUCCCUCCGGCAAAUCCCGGCAGGAAAAGAGGGAGAGGCUGGAAUUCCUGGGGCCUGGAAUGUCCCUUCCCUGGCAUCGGAGGGUCCCUGUUGGAAAGCGGGGGGGGGGGGCAUUUUUCCCCCUUAGAAUGCAAAGCUGGGGAUAAUCCCCCAAAAAAACCGGCUCAGCUCCGGCUCUGGCGCAGCCGGGAAGGGCGUUCCCGGCAGGAAACCCUUUGGAUGCCACUGGCGCUCCCAGAAAACCCCGGGAACGGGGAAGAGCCCGGAUUAUCCCGGUUUUCCUGAUCCCUCAUUCCCAGGGGGGUGGGGGCGGGGCCUGGGGAUGAUCCCCCCGGAGCCGCGGCCACGGAGACCCCCGGGAAGGGUCCCGGUGGGAUUUGGGGGAUCCCGGUGUGUCGGUGCUUCCAGAGGGGUUUGGAAAGGGGAGGGGUGAGGAUUGGGAAACUUGGGAUAUGGGAGGAGCAGCAAUGGGGUGUCCAUCCCAUCCCAUCCAUCCCAUCAGUGUGUGCCCAUCCCAAUC
Messenger RNA from Pipra filicauda (Wire-tailed manakin), 1603 nucleotides. RefSeq lists its product as uncharacterized. Bases 47 to 1210 code for a protein of 387 amino acids. The transcript has 2 exons. Lineage: Eukaryota; Metazoa; Chordata; Aves; Passeriformes; Pipridae. The record is from RefSeq and is a predicted model, not a curated record.